This is a messenger RNA of Myripristis murdjan (pinecone soldierfish), 10164 nucleotides long. It is a transcript of the gene pak4, whose product is annotated as p21 protein (Cdc42/Rac)-activated kinase 4. NCBI's taxonomy places the organism in Eukaryota, Metazoa, Chordata, Actinopteri, Holocentriformes, Holocentridae. The record is from RefSeq and is a predicted model, not a curated record. Gene Ontology annotation, molecular function: ATP binding; protein serine/threonine kinase activity. The transcript has 11 exons. Gene Ontology annotation, biological process: protein phosphorylation. The coding region runs from base 372 to 2372 and encodes 666 amino acids.
CUCCGUCACUCCCUGUUUCCCGGUGACGUCAUGAUACUGGGCCGCAUUUUGCUGAAACCAUAGGAAUGCGACGGACUUUAUAUCACAACCCAGCAGCCGCAACACUUAAUCUGACGGUAUUAUUCAUUCCCAGGUCUUCGCCGUCAACUUCGAGCAUCCAUUUGGGCUGUUCAGGACACGCAGCGACGCCUCCAACGGUUUUAUUGAGUUUAAUUUCGUCGCGGAAAUAACUUUUGUUGGCUGGAGUCUCUGUUUGCCUCGUCGAGAGCUGUGUCGCUUCCCCGUGUCCGACAUGACAUCAGGUGGAUUGUUGUAUCGCUGUACCUGUGAUUAACGUCUGAUGCUCGGCUGCAGCCACCACAGCCGCUGUCAUGUUCACCAAGAAGAAGAAGUCUCGUAUCCAGAUCUCGGCUCCGUCUAACUUUGAGCACCGCGUGCACACUGACUUCGACGAGCAGGAGCAGAAAUUCGUGGGGUUGCCGCGGCAAUGGCAGUCGCUCAUCGAGGACACAGCCAAGAGGCCCAAGCCCUUCAUCGACGCCACUGUCAUCACCACCGUAGAACCACGCAAGACCAUCGUACGUGGCAGCAAGCUGGGGGUGGACGGCUCUCUGACAUGGCUGCUGGAUGAGUUUGACACCAUGUCUGUGACGCGCUCAAACUCCCUCCGACGAGGCAGCCCUCCAAUCCAGCCUCGCCGGGAUUCAGGAUCCUCAGGAGGAGGAGGAGGAGGAGGGCAGGAAAAUGGAGACCCUCACCACAGACACUACGCACACUCCGACAGACCAGACAGAGACCGGCCUAGACCGGACCAUCAGGGCGGAGGUGACCCCCGCCAGGGUCAGCGUGCACUCCGUCCUCCACACAGGGAUGACGGCGUCCAAGGUCGCCCUCACCAGCAGCCGCGGGGCCAAGAGCCUAGCAGGGCCCACCGGGACAGGCCAGGCUCUGGUCCUCCCCCUCCCCCCCACAGAGACAGAGAGCCUCGAGACCAACACCAGGACCAGGUCGUUCGCCGAGAGCAGCCCAGUGACCACAGGCCCAAGUCCAGCUACACAGGCAGGGAUGGCAGUCCACAGUCUCCCCGGGACAAGAGGCCGCUAUCCGGCCCCAACAUCCGAACCCCCAACCUCCCCGUGACAGAGGGGGUGAUGAAGACAGCUCAGCAGACCACACGGCCUUUCAACACUUACCCCAGGACGGACAGCGAGGGGGGACGCAGCCCCACGGGACAGCCCGGUCAACACCACGACUCCCCGCCUCACAACGGCCCCUCCAGCGGCUCCACCAGAGGUUCCUCUGGCUCCAAGCCCCCCAUAACCCACCCGAAACCCCACCACACCUCCCAUCCUGCCCUAGGCCCCGAUGGCACCCAGCACCCCCACACCCCUCAUCCCAAUGUCCCGGCACCACGGCCCCCGGGCCCUCCUGGUCCCCCAAGCUCUGGUCCCGCCUCACAGGCCCGCUCCCCACAGCGGGAGCCGCAGAGAGUUUCCCACGAGCAGUUCAGAGCAGCGCUGCAGAUGGUGGUGGACCCCGGAGACCCACGCACCUACCUGGACCACUACAUUAAAAUAGGGGAGGGGUCGACCGGGAUCGUGUGCAUCGCCACAGUGAAAACCACCGGCAAGCUGGUGGCUGUGAAGAAGAUGGAUCUGAGGAAGCAGCAGCGCAGGGAGCUCCUCUUCAAUGAGGUGGUCAUCAUGCGGGACUAUCACCAUGACAACGUGGUGGAGAUGUACAACAGCUACCUGGUGGGAGACGAGCUCUGGGUCGUCAUGGAGUUCCUGGAGGGAGGAGCGCUCACUGACAUCGUGACGCACACCAGGAUGAAUGAGGAGCAGAUUGCCACCGUGUGCCUGUCUGUCCUGAAGGCUCUGUCCGUCCUCCACACGCAGGGUGUGAUCCACCGAGACAUCAAGAGCGACUCCAUCCUCCUCACCCAGGACGGCAGGGUGAAGCUGUCAGACUUCGGGUUUUGUGCCCAGGUGUCCAAGGAGGUCCAGAGGAGGAAGUCUUUGGUCGGGACGCCAUACUGGAUGGCACCAGAGCUCAUAUCCAGAUUGCCGUACGGACCGGAGGUGGAUAUCUGGUCCCUGGGUGUCAUGGUGAUAGAGAUGGUGGACGGGGAGCCGCCGUACUUCAACGAGCCACCACUCAAAGCCAUGAAGAUGAUCCGGGACAACCUGCCGCCCAAACUCAAGAACCUGCACAAGGUGUCUCCUCUCCUGAAGGGCUUCCUGGACAGGAUGCUGGUGCGGGACCCCGCCCAGCGCGCCACCGCGAGCGAGCUGCUCAAACACCCCUUCCUGACCAAGGCAGGACCGCCCUCCUGCAUCGUCCCGCUGAUGAGGCAGAACAGGAUGAGAUGAGACGAAAAGCAACGAAGGACGCCCGGACACUAGGGGGAGGUGGCGAGUCGGGUUCAGGCAGUACAGAGUACUCCUGCACACGAGCGUUUGGGACGCCACGGAUUCACGUAUGUGUGUGUCGGAGUAAACUGUGUGUGCAGGGGUUUUCUGUUUCCUACGUGAAUCACUGAACAGCGGGGAGUGUGUUCCCUCCAUGAGAGGCAAUAGGGCGGGGUGUGUGUGUGUGUGUGUGUGUGUGUGUGAGAGAGAGAGAGAGAGACAGAGAGAGAAAGAUAGAGUGAACACUGUUAAUAACUGUGUUUGAUGAACCCUCGACCCCAAAGCUCAUAUAUUUGGUGUGAGCUCUCACUUGGAGCCAUGGGUAGGAGAGGUGACAGAGAAGCCACUGCCUGCCUGUCCGACUGAUUUUAACUGGUCAACCAUUUGUUUUUGUUUUUAUUUUCUCAUUUUUUAAAAUGAAAGCCCUGUCCUGGAAAGAAAAAGGACUAUCAAUAUUAUACUUUUCAUGUGGACCUCACCUGGAUUUUUAAGCGUGAAGAAGGGUUUCUGUGCUUUAAUGGAGCCAAGAGCCGAUUGGCCGACAUUUUUUAAAAAGACGAAGCGACGCGUUGAGUCUCACUAUCGGACAGUCUGGAAAACCGAAUUUCCUCACUACAAAGACUCGGUGCAGCACCAGAUCCCAAACUGAAACACUAUCCCUGAUCACAACCAGAACUUUACUACUGAAGGAGGACGUCUUUUGUCUCACAAACGAGUCAGAGGGGACUUUCUUUUUUUUCCUUUCUUUUUUCUUUUUUUUUUUUUUUUGUAGCCAUACAAAUACUAGCUUCCUGUUGUAAACAAGCAAACGUACACUAAGACAAAAAAGUAAACACUGGAGUUGUGUUUUUUUAUUUUUUUUUAUUUUAAUAGAUGAUUUUUUUUCUCUUUUAUUUCCUCUUAUAUUUUCCUGUGUAAGUACGAUGAACAUAGAGAGAGAUAUAUCAGUUUUGAUGUUGUUUAUUAUCUCUAUUUUGUGAUUUUUAUUAUAAUAUUUUUUUUCCUGGUUUAUUCUUCAGUGAGAUGUGAUGAUUUUUUUUAAGCACUGUUGGUGAUAGAUAGAAGCUGCACUCCCAGUCGAUUCCAAAAUACAGAAAACAAACUACACAUCAGAGUUAUUUACCAACCAGAGGAGACUUCUGACCUUUUAACCUGUGUUGAUAUUUUAGUGUAUCGUUGUCAAGACAUCACUGAGACAGGCAGGAGGAUUUUUACAGGGACGCAACCAGCACAAAAAAGCAGAGGGAAAACAAUUAAGAAAUAUCCUCCGCUUAGAAAUGAAGUUCAGAGUCUAGAAACGUGGAUAUUUUUUUUUCCUCCCUGUUUUAGCCGUUUUGUUUGUUCAUUUUUUAGUGGCUGUCUUUACCAGAGCAUCUUCAGAAGGAGAGAACACUUUCUGUGACUUUCACUGUAAUCAAUUCACUGUUUCAGACUUCAGAAGGUUGUGGUUCAUCUGACCUAGAAAAACACAUUUACCACUUUCUUUACAGCAGUUCAGUUUGUUGUUUUCUUCGGUGUAACUUGUGUUCACUCUCCUCCAACAAAGACAACAAGACAAAAUCCUGUAGCUCACAUCGGUGACCAGCCAGCAGCGCUUUGUUGAGGACAGCUCACACUGUGUGUGUGUUUGUGUGUGUCCCAGUUUGAUUUACACAGCUUGUAGCCCGAACAUGCUCUCAGCGAUUUGAAAAGAGCGAGUGCUUGGCCUUUGUCAUCCGACAUUUGAUAUAUAAAGGCUGAAUGUAGCUUUAUUCACCUCAGUUGGAAGCGGCAGACUGUUACAGAGAGACUGUUAGUUUGGACGCUAAAAUGACUUUGACUUCCUCCACGUUGAACUCCUCUUUCUCCUCUCAGUAGCAUUUCCUUUGGACCUCGUUUGUACAUGUGUGCAGUUGUAGAUCUGGGACUGUGUGUGUGUGUGUGUGUGUGUGUGUGUGUGUGUGUGUGUGUGUGCGUGUUGUCCGCACGUGUAUACAUUCUCUGAAUGCAGAACAGCGCCUUAGACGGAUAGUUUCAGUGUUUGUAAACACUAGCAUGUAAAUCCACUGAAAAGCAGCUGCCACUACUACACACACACACACACCUACACACACACACACACUUAACUCAAACAAGCACGUGCACACCUCCUAUGCACCAAUGAGCUGAAACUCUCAAGUUUGGUAUCGGCAUCUUAGUCAUGCUGCUCUGUGAUGUUAUGAGACUUGGUUAGUUGGUCGUUGGUGCGAACUAGAAAACAUUGAGACAAAAAAAAAAAAAAAAAAACUGUUAACACUGAAUAAUCCUGACACAUCCAUUUACAUCACUCUGAUCACCUAAAUUUGAAGUGAAAUCAUCUGUCUUUAAGUCAGGCUCAUCAGUGAUCCCGCAAGCCUAUACUCUGAGAAGAGUUUCACAGGUACUGAUAACAACAAAAUAUUAAUCUAAUGGCAAAAAUCACAGAUCCAGAUCACCAAAAUCUAAUCAUCUGUCCAGUAAAUGUCUUUGAAAAAAAUCUUUUUGAGAUAUUCUGCUGACAGACAGACAGACAAACAGUGAAAACAUAACCUGGCCAGAGGUAGUAACUGUCAGCAGCCGUUUUAAUCUGUGGGGAGUGCCAGUUGGGUGGAGUUUACCACAUCAGAACAAAUCAGAUACCACAAAAUAAGAUGGUACUUAUAGGUCAAAAUGCUGCCGCAGGGUUUUUGCAACCCCUGUGUAGCUCAUAGAGGCUGUCGCCAAAACAAGUGCACAUCUCCAGAAAUGUAACGGCACCGAGAGCUGUGAUUGGUCCACUACGACACUGCCUUGUGCUGCUUUUCUGUAAAUUUCUUCUGAGAGAAGAAAACAUGAUACCGGUUGUUGUCUCUCUUCAACCGUCUGGAACUGAGGAAGUUUGCCAAUCUGUUUUGAUGUUGCCGAUUUAUUCAAACUGUAAGAUAUCACUCAAUUCAUGGGGAGAAACAUCCCAAAACAUCACUUUGGACACUGCCACGUGUGUCCAAGAGUGAACAUUCUCCAUUUCAGAGAAAGUAAAUACGUUUUUUUUUUUUUUUUUUUUUUUUUAGCUUGAUUGGUGCAGAAUCAGUCAAAUGCUGACUGCUGUCCAGUGUUUCAGCAAUAGCUCGUCUGAAAUCCUCUACUGUGGUCAUCUCAUGUGCCACCAGCCACUCAGGUGGCAGCUCCAUCGGCUGAAGGAAACCAUAGAAAGAGCCUUGCUUUGAGAGUGCAGCUCAGGUCUGUUUUUUUUAAGCUCGCCUCCGCCUCCGUGUUUGUCAGGCUGGAAAAAACGAGGCUCUGUUAUCACCGGGCAUCUCGUGCAGCCACAGCAGGAACGCACACAGGCAUUUAUACAGGAGAUGAAAGAGAAAGGCAAGGCUGUUGCUCUUCAGUAAUUCACUCCUCUCAAGGCAAUAAAAGACACACACACAAACACACAACACACAGAGCUACAGUUUCUGUUCCCUCCAGUUCAGCUCUUUUCCUCAUCAGACCUGAGUCAAGCAGCGUCUGCAGCACCAGAUGCAUGGGGGGCAAGUUUAGCUCAACUCAGGGAAAGUAUUUUGAAAUCGAUAUCAGUCGACUUUUUGAGAUCGACAGCUCACCUGACACUUACCUGAGGGUUUCCACAGGCCACGUAAAUCCUUGUAAUUCAGGGUCAUAGGAUCAACUCUUCAAAUCUUGAGGAAAACCCUGUAAUGGAGAUUUGCUCAUGUGUUCAAAUGGGUUUCACCAGGAUGUCUUCACUUGGCAAUAUCAUGAUUUUUGAAAAAAGGGCCUGUGAUUUCCAAUUUGAAGUCCAAGUGACUGUGGGAACCCUGAAAGAACGCCAUCCAUCUGGUGCUCGAUGCAGAUCGAAACCAAACCAGCCAGCAAAUCAUUUCCUCAUGCUGCUCCACAUCAGGGCUCUUUUCUUUAGCAGUGUUUGCAAGAAAAGCGAAAAUCGGAAAUGAAACAUGCAAGAACCCGGAGGUAUUGUGAUUGCAGCUCAUUUAAAGGACUAGCACUUUUCUGUCCGCUCUCUGUAGCCGUACACACACUGAGCAGCCAUGCCAUCGUGUUCUUCAUGUGCAGCCAAAGACUGUGAGGCCUUGGCCCUCAGCAGCAGCACAGAGACUCAGAUCCUGACGUUAUUCCAGGCAGUGUGACUGGUCAGAUGUGUUUUCCAGCAGCGCUCACACUUCCCUGCUGCUUUAGGGAAACUGAGGUGAGCUGGUAGCCUGGUUUUAGUGACGUGUAACCACACUAAUUGGAAGUAAACAUUUUUGGCCGGCGAACACAUCCUGCUGGCUGCUUUGUAAUGCUUUUAAGGCACUGAAAGCAGUGAAGGGGAAUCAAUGCUUACAGUACAUUACUGCUGCACACACUUUUAUCUUUCAUUCAGAGAAACAGACAAAGAGGAAAAGUUUAGAGCUGAUAGGAGCAUAGACACUUUGUGUGCAGAUCUCACUGUCCCAAUGCACUAUCACCAUCCAGGUCUCCUCAUUUUUUAACACUAAAAGGCAGACUUUCCAGUUUUUUUUAGUGGAGUGUGCACCUCUUUGUUUACUAAUGCAAAGGAUGCAUUUGUGAAUUUGAGGAAGGAUAAAACCCCUCAGGUUCAUAAUCUGAGCUUUGACAACUGAAAUGUCUCCCAGUGUUUUGGUAUCACAUGAUGAAAAUGUUUUUUUAAAAGAUGAGCAAAAGGCCCUGUGCUAUACUCAUCAGGCAUGUAUAGGUUGAGUUCUUUGAGAACUGAUUAACAUUCAUUAUCUUUUUAGCACAUCAUAAAGUGGCACGCCUCUUUGAAACUACGUACUUGAGUGUUGAAUGUUACGCAGAUCAAAACAGCCGGUGGGCGUUUUGUGCGUGGAAAACACGACAUUUUCAGCGAGAUCAGCUUUGUAACUGGGCUUUUUUCGUGGGCAUCUUUAACAUUUAGCUGUGAUGUUUGUGUGUGUUCAGUCUGUCGCCCUCCUUUGUAAAACCUUUAUUCAAAGACACGAUGGACUGAAUGACAAUCAGGAAGAGAUGUCAGUUUUCGCCUGUGAAGUCUCUAAAUCAGACACUUAGAGUUACCGAGUGAUUCCUCAUAAGUGAAAUAUCAAAUCUAUUUUAAUCGUUACCUUUGAAUCUUUUUUUCUGCACAUGUUCUCGAUCAUUUAUUUAAUGUUUUUAACUGACGGCACAUACUUUGUAUAUCAUAUUUUUAAUCGAGAGGAUCAACGAUUUGUAGAUUUAAUCGUCAGGGUGACACCUUCAAAUCAAGACAUAAGCUGGUGAAAUCGUAUCUGUGGCUGGAAAAUGAGUCUUAAAAACUCAAGUUGGCUGGAGAACGGAGGAAGUAGCUGGUUAAUUGCUGGAUUUGCACACCACUGUGGUGUGUUGACUCCCUUUUUUCAAAUCUUUUGUCCCACUUAUUCCUCCAGGUAUAAACCAUCAGUUUUGCUCAUGAUGAAAACUUCCUUCUUUUGUGUCCAGCUGAUGAUUUUCCUUCCUAAAUGCCUUCCAGUUAAAGAAAAGAAAAAAAAAAGAUCUUUAAUGAAUUUCUUUGUAUUUUAAGAUUUUUGUGACAGGCAUCUCUCUCUUCAUCUCAAUGUGAAAGUGAAAAAAACGUGUUUGUUCUCUCUGCUGGUGGACCAACAUUUGAGUAAUUCAGACGAUAACUGGGUUUGUUAGGGACCUGGUUCUGAAAUAAUUUACACUACCCUGUGUGUGUGUGUGUGUCUGUGUGUCUGGUGGGUGUGUGUUUACCUACAUGAGUCCAUGCCUUAACACGUGCAGUAGCUGCUUGACGGAUACUGAUUCCAAAUCGACUCUACAGGGCAAACAGACGAGUAGCUCCCAUGACGCUCCUGUCUUCUCCUGCAGACCUGAAAUUCCUGUUCUGAGGUUAGUCUCGCUCGUCUGAGAAGUCUUGAGGAGUGCUGUUUUUUUUUUUUUGUUUGUUUUUUUUUGCAUGUCACCUGCUUUGCCAAUUGGUGGUUCUGCUUUUUGGCAAUGCAUUUAAGUGACAAGCCUCACCGGAGCUUCCUCAGGGUUUAUCAGAUGGCUGAGAAAGGGCCUCGUCUGGUGGGGUAUUCUUUUUUUUUUUCAAGAAGCAAAUUCCCCCAGGUUUCCCUUACUUGCCAGGCAGUGAACGGAAAAAACAUGGUCAUUCCCAGGCCUUGAGAAGUUUGCAAGUUGCACAGUAUGUCAUUGAAAAGCCUGGAAAUCAUUGUUCAUUGUGCUCGACUCCUCGGCAUCUUGCAUAAUCUUGCAUGUUCUGGCUUUUGUUGUGCUGUGAAGAAGAAUAAUGUCACUGUCAAGGUGAAACCCCCUUAUCAGCAAAAUGUCAAAUGUCAGCUUUUCUUUGCUUUUUUCUUUUAAGAUUGACCACAAGAUAUUUCAUGAGUUAAUGUUGACGUAUUUUGGAAGGGUUUUGAUGAUGAUCUCAGCCCUCAGAGGAACAUGGAGACCUUCAGCUGAAAGAGCAAAAAACUGAAAAGCUGUGAGGUUUUCACACGACUGUUUAUCCUCAUGUGGCCCUGCAAAGACAGACGGCAGGAGCUGCUUUUUGUGUGAUUUCCAGAUCAAAGGAAAUGAGGAGGUAUUUAGGUUUCAUAUCAGUUUAAUGACACCCACCAGCGGCACUCACACCUAACCAGUCCACCUGAGUACCAAGCAUCAGCCCACUUGUUUGGCUGCAGGGCAGGGCAGUGACGGCUGGACAUAGGAACCUUCAAAUGAAAUGUAAAAAAAAAAAAAAAAAAGAAAGGGGAACGCCACUCGUUUUAAGAAUUGUCAGGACAGUUUGUUGCAUGUUUGUGAACCCACAGACUCUGGAACCAUAACAUGCAAAGUCAAGUUUAUACUCCAGAUAUAAACCAGAACUUAAACUUCAUUUGGGUGCAAGAUAGAGUAAAAUGUCCUUAAAUCUUAAAUGGGUGGCAUGCCCCACCUUUUUUUUUCCUCCUUUUUUAAGGUUUGGAAAAGUCCGGAAUUUUCAAAUCCCUGUUCAGCCCAAUUUUUUUUAACCUCUUUUUUGAAUAAUAUGUGAAAUUUCAGUGACCCGACUGUCUGACUAUGGAAAACAGUUUUAUGUAUUUUAUUUCAUGAUAUGUUUCAUUGGGGUUUUCAAACUUUGUCAUCCAGGAAAGGCUUUCAUUGAACGUCCAUGCUGCUUUUUUGUUUUGUUUUGUUUUUUUAAACAGCACACAGCAACAUUCACACACAUUGACGCACGUUCAGACCAGAGUGUGUCCACUGCAGUGGCACAGUUCAGGCUGGAGUGCCUCCCACAGCAGCACCUGGACACAAGCUGUUGAGGAUUUCCUGGCUAGGUGAGACAUUUUGCUUCUUGGAAAAAAAAAAAAAAGAAAGAAAACAAAAACCCUGCAGGACUUACCGCUGGUUUCAAAGAAAAAAAAAACGAAGAAAAAAAAAAAAACAGUGGUUUGUGAGGUUUCUGGUUUCAGGACGUUCCCUCUGAUAGGCACUGUGACCACUACUGACCGACCAGCCUAACUCUGAAAAUAUGUGAAAAAAAAAAUCAGAAAGCAAAUGAAUUCUUCCUGGAAGGGACUGUUGUGGUUUCCAGUCUCUUCCUCUUCCUCUUGUAUAGUUUCUGAUUGUGUCGAUCUGUUGCAGUAUUGACAGACUUUAUUGAGACGUUCAUUUCCAACAACCACACCACACAGCAUUUUCUCUGUUUUUGUAAAUCUUACUGGUAUUGUUAAAAAAUGAAAGAAAAAUAGACUUCACUUUACAUUUUUUUGUUUUGCUUACCUUGCAAAUACAGUUUUUGUAAAAGUCG